AUGGUACCCUCAGCUUGGACAUUAUGCGUUGCAGCUUUGGCAGUCACUGUGCAUGCUGCUACUCUUGAUGAUGUCUGUACAUCUGCCUACGUGAAGGCUGCCCUUCCCCUGGAUGUUCUCACUGGAAUUACUAUCGACUCGAGCUCCGUCGUCGUGAGCACCACAAAGAACUAUUCCUCGGCUGCUGGCGACUUUUUCGAGUCCGCUACUUUCGACUUCUGCGCCGUCCAGCUUGCCUAUUCGCACAAUGGCUUGGAUGAUGACCAGGUUCUGCUGAUGUUCUGGCUCCCAGCGCCAGAUAAGUUCGAGAACCGUUAUCUUUCCACUGGUGGUGGUGGUAUGGCCAUUAACAGCGGCAAUAGCUCCUUGCCUGGGGGGGUCAUGUACGGAGCAGUUGCUGGUGCUACAGAUGGAGGAUUUGGAAGCUUUGAAUUGGACGAGGAUGACGCUUUCCUAUCGGCCAAUGGAACUAUCGAUUACGAGGCUCUGUACAUGUUUGGGUACAAGGCUCACCACGAAAUGUCUGUCAUCGGAAAACAGUUCACUCGAAACUUCUUUGCCAUGGCAGAGAGCGAGAAGCUUUUCGCUUACUACCAGGCCUGCUCGGAAGGUGGCCGUGAAGGAUGGAGUCAGAUACAACGAUACGAUGACUGGGAUGGUGCCGUUGUCGGGGCUCCUGCCUUCCGGUAUGCGCAUCAACAGGUUCAGCACCUCUGGUCUGACAUGGCAAUGAAGAAUCUUGAUUACUACCCUCCCCCCUGCGAGUUGGAGAAAAUUCUCAAUUUGACCAUUGCUGCGUGUGAUCCAUUGGACGGCAUAACCGAUGGCGUUGUUUCCCGAACGGAUCUCUGCAAGCUACACUACAAUCUCGAUAAGGCCAUUGGGGAGUCCUACUACUGUGCUGCUCAAGCUAGCUCUGGAUUUUCCGCCGCCACGCCAGCCCAGAGUGGAAAGGUCACAGCCAAAGCCGUGGAACUUGCAAAAGCAAUUAUAAACGGUAUGAAGGACAGCCAAGGGCAGCAAGUUUAUCUUUCAUAUCAGCCAUCCGCAACUUGGUCCGAUGCUGGAACAACCUAUAACUCGGAAACAGACUCCUGGGAGUUGAGUGUUAGUGGAAUUGGUGCGGAUUGGGUGGAUCGUUAUCUGGAUUUAAUUGAUAGCGAGUCACUGUCGCUGGACGGUGUCACCGAAGAUACCCUCAAGGCAUGGAUCUACGAGGGAUGGCAGCGAUAUGACAGUGUUCUCCAAACAACCUGGCCGGAUCUUUCGGUCUACCACGGCGCAGGAGGAAAAAUUCUCCAUGUACACGGAGAAUCUGAUUUCAGUAUUCCUGCCGCAUCAUCCGUGCGUUAUUGGGAAUCUGUUCGCAGUGUGAUGUAUCCCGACCUCUCCUAUACUGCCGCUGCUGCGGAACUCAACAAGUGGUAUCGCCUGUAUUUGGUCCCCGGAGCUGGCCACUGCGGGCCUAGCACUGAUCAGACAAAUGGGCCCUUCCCCCAAACCACACUUCAGGUCCUUAUUGACUGGGUUGAGAAAGGUAUUGCGCCGACUACUCUCCCUGCCACUGUCCUACAGGGCUCGGAGGAGGGUAAGAAGUGGGAGCUCUGCGCAUGGCCACUUCGUCCUUUGUGGACAAAGAACGGCGCCAACUUUGAAUGCGUAUACGAUCAAGCUUCUAUUGACACUUGGCACUGGGAUUUGAAUGCGUGGGACAUGCCUGUAUAUUAA
Penicillium daleae is the source of this 1728-nucleotide messenger RNA. RefSeq names its product tannase. The transcript has a single exon. Lineage: Eukaryota; Fungi; Ascomycota; Eurotiomycetes; Eurotiales; Aspergillaceae. The record is from RefSeq and is a predicted model, not a curated record. Bases 1 to 1728 code for a protein of 575 amino acids.